Yamadazyma jaroonii is the source of this 7536-nucleotide messenger RNA. Lineage: Eukaryota; Fungi; Ascomycota; Pichiomycetes; Serinales; Debaryomycetaceae. The record is from the annotation of a GenBank genome assembly.
AUGCUAACUCAACCACAAAUCGUUGACGGCGUAGAACUCAACCAAAUCCUUACCGGAUUACGUUCUAACAACGAUGAAGAGAGAAACCGUUAUGCCAUUGAACUUCGGAACCAUCUUGAAUCCGUGGCUCGAGACUUAUCAGUGGAACAAUUCAAUCGAUACAUUAACGACAUCAAUAAGACCAUUUUUGAACUUUUACAUUCAGAUAAUUCUGCUAAAUUCGGGGGGAUAGCUGCUAUAGAUGCAUUGAUAGAUUUCAAUUCAGGCAUAGGGGAAGAAAAUGCCACCAAAACCGCCCGAUUCUCCAAUUAUCUUUAUCCUUUAACCUUGUCCAAUGAUUUGACUAUAAUGAAAAGAGCCACCAAAACUCUCGGGAAAUUAGCUAUCCCUGGUGGUACCUUAACUGGAGACUUUGUGGAAUAUGAAGCUAAGAAAGCUAUUGAAUGGUUACAAAACGAAAAUAAACAACAUGAUCAUAGAAGACAUACUGCCAUUCUCAUGUUAAAUUCCUUAGCUGAUAAUUCCCCUAAUUUAUUACACAACUUCGUUAACCAAGUGCUUGAACAAUUAUGGACUCAAUUAACUGACACAAAACUAGUGUUAAGGACCGAUGCGGCAGUAACGUUACAGAAAUGUAUGGAAAUCAUCUAUCAUCGAGAUGUUAAUGCCCGGAAAUUCUGGAUUAAAAGCUUUAUAGAUCUGGCAUCUAAAGUUUUAAACGAUAAUGAUGAUCAUACUGGUGAAGAACAUGUUCAUACCACCACUCCUCAAAGUUUUGAGUCCAUUCAUGGGUCACUUUUGGUGUACAGAGAACUUUUAAAGUAUCAUAAUGAUAGUUAUAUCGUAUCCAAGUUUGAUAAGAUGUAUGAAAAUACCAUGUUAUAUAAGAAUCAUAAGAAAUCCGUCAUUAGACAAGAACUUACCAACAUUUUCCCCUUGAUUUGUAGGGUUAAACCUGAUUUGUUUGUGGAAAAAUACCUUCAUAAGACAUUAUAUUACUAUUUAACUCAACUUAAGAAGUAUAAGAACCAGUAUAAUGAUGUGGUGGCUGCUGAUAAGAGUUAUAUCUUCCAAAGUAUCGGGUUAAUAGCUUUGGAAGUAGGCAAUCAGAUGGCUACAUAUCUUGAUGCUAUCUUGGAUAAUAUAAGAGAAGGUUUAAGUUAUCCUACCAAUUCCAGUGUUCAACUGAUUCUUGCUAAUGCUGUUUCCAGCACUUCAGAUAAUCCCUUCUUGAACGGGAACUCCAACCCCAAUCCAAAUGGUUUGAACCUUCAAACAAGUGUAUCAAUGUCAUCAAAAUAUCGUUCAAGUAGGAAAAGUACCGAACCCGCUAUCUUUGAUUGUAUAGGGAACUUAUCGAUAUCUGUGGGUCCAGCUUUGACCAAACACUUACAACGAGAUAUCUUGGAUAUGAUCUUUAGUAAUUGUUCCCUUUCCAAACACAUGCAAGAUGUCUUACAGACCCUUAUCACCAACAUCCCGGUAUUGUCAGGGAUCAUAAAUGCUAAGUUAUUAAACCUUUCAUCAUUGGUUUUAUCGGGAGUGUUAUUCCAACCUCCAGGGUCACCUUAUGGAACAGUUAAAAUGAAUGAAAGUUAUGCUCGAGAUUAUCGUCUUAUCAUGAUAUCUAGAGAUACCGGGUUAAGCAUCAACAGUAUCUUGAAUAACCAGGAAUUGUAUGAACAACAGGAAAGUAUUUUAUUGGUACAAGCAUUGGAAAUGUUAGUUUUCUUUAAAUUUGAAGGAUACCAAUUGAACGAAUUCGUCAGAUAUUGUUUGAUCACAUAUUUAGACCAUCCUAGUGCCAAAGUUCGUCAAACAGCCGUUAUAGCUUCAUGUGAGAUCUUUAUCAAGGAUCCUAUUUGUGAACAAGUAAGUGUCAAUGCCUUGAAUGCCAUUAAUGAGAUCCUUGACCAAUUGUUAUCUAUUUCCAUCACUGACCCCAAUGCCGAGAUCAGACUUGAAGGGUUGACCAGUCUUAGUAAGAGUAAAUGCUUUGAUCCUCAAUUAUCUCAAGCUAAUAACUUGAAGUUACUUUUCAUAGCUUUGAACGAUGAAGUGUUUGCCAUUAGGAAAGUGGCCAUUUCAUUGUUAGGUCGAUUAUCUUCCAUAAACCCUGCUUACAUAGUACCGUCAUUAAGGAAAACUUUAAUUCAAUUAUUGUCCAGACUUGAUUAUUCCACUGCCAGUAGGAAGAAAGAAGAGAGUGCUAUCUUAUUAUCAUUAUUAAUAGCCAGUUCUAAAGAUUUGACUAAACCUUACGUUAAACCUAUCGUAGAGGCACUUCUCCCUAAAGCUAAAGAUCCUAGAUCAUCCGUGGCUGCUAGUGCUAUCAAAUGUUUGGGUGAAUUGGCUAUUGUUGGUGGUGAAGACUUAAAACCGUUUAUCCCCGAAUUGAUGCCAUUAAUCAUUGAUACUUUCCAGGAUCAAAGUUCUUCUUAUAAAAGAGAUGCUGCCUUGAGAACCCUUGGUCAAUUGGCUAGUUCGUCAGGUUAUGUCAUCCAGCCAUUAUUGGAUUAUCCUCAAUUAUUAGGGAUGUUGGUGAAUAUUUUGAAACUGGAAGCUUCUCCCACCAUCAGACGUGAAACCGUGAGGUUGUUGGGUAUUCUUGGAGCUUUAGAUCCUUAUAAACAUCGUGAAGUUGAACAAAAUUCGAAAUCGAUUUCUUCCGAACAAAAUGCUCCUCCCAUCGACGUAGCUUUAUUGAUGCAAGGGAUGUCUCCAUCUAAUGAUGAAUAUUAUCCCACCGUAGCUAUAACCAAUCUCAUGAAGAUUUUGAAAGAUCCUUCGUUGAAAAUUCAUCAUAGUAAGGUGAUUCAAGCCAUUAUGUAUAUCUUUCAAACCUUAGGACUUCGUUGUGUAUCGUUCCUUCCUCAAAUCAUUCCUGGGAUUAUCAACGUUAUGGAUUCAUGUGAACCAGCUAUGAAGAAAUUCUAUUUCCAACAACUUGGAGCUUUGAUUCUCAUAGUUAAACAACAUAUAAGACCUUUCUUACCGGAGAUUUUCGCCGUGAUCCAGAAAUUCUUCUCCAUCAAUGAUGAAAACAACAUUGCCGUGAUUAUCAUCAAUUUGAUAGAAUCCAUAUCCCGGGCAUUGGACGGAGAGUUCAAAAUGCACUUACCUGAAGUGUUGACGUUACUUUUGAACGUUUUCGAUCAAGACAAAUCGCCUAAAAGGGAAACCACUCUUCAUGUGUUGAAAUCUUUCGUCAUCUUUGGUAGUAAUAUUGAAGAUUAUGUUCAUAUAAUCAUCCCCAGUGUGGUGAAAAUGUUUGAAAGUGGUCCAUUGUUACUUAGAAAAGCUGCCAUUGAAACUAUAGGAAGACUUUCCAAAAACGUCCUUCUUAAUGAUAUGGCUUCUAGAAUCAUUCAUCCAUUGAUCAGAGUAUUGAAAAAUGAUGGUGAUGAACUCAAAGGAGUUAUCUUGAACACCAUGUCAUACCUCCUUCUUCAAUUGGGAUCAGAAUUCACGGUAUUUAUUCCUUCCAUCAAGAAAGUACUUCAUGAAAAGAAAAUCCUGGGAGGGAACUUCGAUCAACUUGUCAGUAAACUCAUGAACGGUGAACCUUUACCUGCCAACCUCAACAUUUAUAAGGAUUAUGAGGUGGUAAUGAGUCAUUUCGAUAUCCCUAACGAUAUUUCCCUUAAGAAAUUGGCGUUCAACCAAGCAACGUUGAAAUCAGUAUGGGAUCCAAGUCAACAUCGAACCAGAGAAGAUUGGUCGGAAUGGAUUUCAAAGUUAAGUAAAGAAUUAUUACGUCAUAGUCCAUCGCAUGCCAUCCGAGCUUGUGCACCUUUGGCCACAGAUUAUUAUCCUUUAGCCAAAGAUUUAUUUAAUGCCAGUUUUGCCAGUUGUUGGAACGAACUUUAUUCCCAGAACCAAGAAGAAUUGGUAGAAUCCUUAUGUAUUGCGUUAUCAUCACCAAAUAAUCCUCCAGAGAUUCAUCAAAUUCUCUUGAAUUUGGCAGAGUUCAUGGAACAUGACGAUAAAUCCUUACCUAUAGCUAUCACCACUUUAGGUCAAUAUGCUCAAAGAUGUCAUGCUUAUGCCAAAUCCUUACAUUAUAAAGAACUUGAAUUCUAUGAAGAACCAACUACUCCUACCAUUGAAUCAUUGAUUACUAUAAACAAUCAAUUACAACAAUCAGAUGCUGCGGUAGGGAUCUUGAAACAUGCUCAACUCCAUCACGACUUACAAUUGAAAGAGACCUGGUUUGAGAAGUUACAACGGUGGGACGAUGCUUUAAGAGCGUAUAAUGAUCGUGAGAAGAAUGAACCCGAUAAUAUGGAAAUCACUAUGGGGAAGAUGAGAUGUCUUCAUGCUUUAGGAGAAUGGGAACAAUUAUCGGAAUUGGCUCAAAGUAAAUGGAAUAAUUCCACCAGUGAUAUCAAACGAGGAAUCUCUCCCUUAGCAGCAGCUGCGGCCUGGGGGUUAGGUCAAUGGGAUAGAAUGGAUGAUUAUAUCCAAGUAAUGAAACUGGAAUCUCCUGAUAGAGCUUUCUUUAACGCUAUCUUGAGUUUACACAGAAAUAACUUUGAAGAUGCUUCUAAUCAUAUUUUGAAAGCUAGAGAUUUGUUAGUAACCGAAAUCACCGCCUUGGUCAGUGAAAGUUAUAACAGAGCUUAUGGAGUGGUGGUGAGAGUUCAAAUGUUGGCCGAACUAGAAGAAAUCAUCAAAUAUAAAUGUUUACCUCAAGGAUCAGAUAAAAGGUCAGUUAUGAGGAAGACUUGGAAUACGAGAUUAUUGGGAUGUCAAAGAAAUGUUGAUAUUUGGCAAAGAAUGUUGAAAGUUAGAGCUUUAGUGAUCAAGCCCAAGCAAGAUAUGGAGAUGUGGAUUAAAUUUGCUAACCUUUGUAGGAAAUCUGGACGGUUAAAUUUAGCAGAGAAAUCCUUAAACUCAUUAUUGGAAGAAGGAUCACCAGAAAACCCUUCAAGAGCUCCUCCACAGGUGGUUUAUGCUCAAUUGAAGUAUAUGUGGGCCAAAGGUCAACAGAGAGAAGCUCUCCAUCAUUUGGUAGAUUUCACUACUAGAAUGUCUCAAGAUCUUGGUCUUAAUCCUAAUGAUUUGAUCACUCAACCUUUACCUUCAGAAGGUCCAGGUAUACCUAAACAUGUGGAAGAUUACACAAAGUUACUUGCUAGAUGUUUCUUGAAACAAGGAGAAUGGCAAAUAGCUUUGAAUAGUAAUUGGAAGAAUGAGACUUCAGAGAUUAUCUUGGGAGCUUACUUGUUGGCCACUCAUUUUGAUGAUAAAUGGUAUAAGGCAUGGCAUAAUUGGGCAUUGGCUAAUUUUGAGGUAGUUUCAUCUUUCACUCAGAGUAAUGGUGGUGUAACCGGAGAUGGUUCUCUUGGUUCAGGGGCUGCCAGUGAACCUGUUGACUCAGGAGCUGGAACUGAUUCAGGAACUUCGGGCUCAGCAGUGGCUGACUCUACAGCAGCUGGCUCAGCAUUAGCUGGACCGGCAUUAGCUUCUGGAUCCAUUGUCUCAGCAACUUCAGGAACUUCCGUUACUCGAAGUGAAGAUUCGGAUAAUCAACUCCAUACAACCAUCCCUAUGGAAGCGGUACAAAGACAUGUGGUACCUUCAAUCAAAGGAUUCUUCCAUUCCAUCGCCCUCUCCAAUUCCAAUUCCCUCCAGGAUACCUUAAGAUUACUCACUCUAUGGUUCAAUUUUGGAGGUAUUCCUGAAGCUGCUCAAGCCAUGACUGAAGGAUUCAAUAUGAUCAAGAUCGAUAAUUGGCUAGAAGUCAUCCCUCAAUUGAUUUCUCGUAUCCAUCAACCUAAUCAAGUGGUUAGUAGGUCAUUGUUUGGAUUAUUGAGUGAUUUAGGUAAAGCUCAUCCCCAAGCUUUGGUUUAUCCAUUAGCUGUGGCAGUAAAAUCCGAAAGUAUCAGUAGGAAGAAAGCUGCUUUGUCGAUUAUUGAGAAGUUACGCAUGCAUUCACCAGUAUUGGUGGAACAAUCAGAACUUGUUAGUUCGGAAUUGAUCCGUAUCGCGGUAUUAUGGCACGAACAAUGGUAUGAAGGUCUUGAAGAUGCUUCCAGAUUAUUCUUUGGUGAACAUAAUACCGAUAAGAUGUUUGAAGUUCUUGAACCUCUUCAUAUUAUGUUACAAAAAGGACCUGAAACCAUGAGAGAAUCAUCAUUUGCCAAUGCUUUUGGUAGAGAAUUGGCCGAUGCUUAUGAAUGGGUGAUUAAUUAUCGUCGUACUAAGGAUAUCACCAAUUUGAACCAAGCUUGGGAUAUCUAUUAUAACGUUUUCCGUCGUAUUAGUAGACAAUUACCUCAAUUAUCAUCAUUAGAACUUCAAUAUGUAUCGCCUAAAUUGGAAGUAGCCAUUGAUUUGGAAUUAGCUGUCCCUGGUACAGCAGAGGCCGGUAAACCAGUAGUAAAAAUUGCUAAAAUAGACCCCACCAUCGCCAUUAUCUCCUCCAAACAAAGACCAAGGAAAUUACUUAUCCGUGGAAGUGAUGGUAAGGACUAUUACUUCCUUUUGAAAGGUCAUGAAGAUAUUAGGCAAGAUAAUCUUGUUAUGCAAUUGUUUGGAUUGGUUAAUACGUUAUUGGUCAAUGAUCCUGAAUGUUUCAAACGUCAUUUGGAUAUUCAACGAUACUCCUGUAUCCCAUUAUCACCAAAAGUCGGUCUUUUGGGUUGGGUGCCUAACAGUGAUACUUUCCAUGUAUUAAUCAGAGAAUAUAGGGAAUCAAGAAAGAUCUUAUUGAACAUUGAACACAGAAUAAUGUUACAAAUGGCUCCUGAUUAUGAUAGUUUGACAUUAUUACAGAAGGUGGAAGUAUUUACUGGAGCUCUUGAUAAUACCCGAGGUCAAGAUUUAUAUAAGGUAUUAUGGUUGAAAUCCAAAUCCUCCGAAGCUUGGUUGGAUCGUCGUACUACUUAUACCAGAUCAUUGGCGGUGAUGUCGAUGGUAGGAUAUAUUCUUGGUUUAGGAGAUCGUCAUCCUUCUAAUUUGAUGUUGAACAGAAAUACCGGGAAAGUGGUUCAUAUUGAUUUCGGUGAUUGUUUCGAAGCCGCCAUCUUAAGAGAGAAAUACCCUGAAAAGGUACCGUUCAGAUUAACCAGAAUGUUAAACUAUGCUAUGGAAGUUAGUGGUAUUGAAGGAUCUUUCAGAAUUACUUGUGAACAUGUAAUGAGAGUAUUAAGAGAUAACAAAGAAUCUUUGAUGGCUAUCUUAGAAGCUUUUGCUUAUGAUCCUUUGAUCAAUUGGGGGUUCGAUUUCCCUACUAAAGCGGUGGCUGAAGCUACUGGUAUUAGAGUUAAUCAAGUUAAUGUCGCCGAAUUACUCCGUAAUGGUCAAAUCAAUGAAGAAGAAGCGGUGAAACUUAAUAAGAGAAAUGAAUUAGAAAUAAGAAAUGCUAGAGCUGCUUUGGUGUUGAAGAGAAUCACCGAUAAGUUAACAGGUAAUGAUAUCCGUCGUUUGAAAGGAUUGAAUGUUCCUACUCAAGUAGAUAAACUUAUUCAACAAGCUACCAGUGUAGAAAAUUUAUGUCAACAUUUCAUCGGUUGGUGUUCGUUCUGGUAG